AUGGCCACAGCAGAUCAAGAGGGAUCUACGUCGUCGUAUAUCGACAUUGAUGCCCUCACCGCAGCCAACUUCUCGCCACACGAGCAUGCUGCAGCCCUGGUACAACGCACCAACAAUGCCUCAGACGCGAAUGUGGAUCUUAGCACAGCCUUGUCUCGAGUCUUGUUCGAUGUACAAGAAAUUGACUCUCACAUACACACGCUGACGUCACGGUCUGCCAUAGACAUUUUGGACUACACCAAGACGCAGAAUGAGGCUGCUCAAAGGAUCCUCACUCGCGUAGAAGACGAGAGACAGCGCUUGAAUGCCAGGUUUGCUCGCCUUGAGAAGGAAGUCGCGGAGCGGUACGAUAGAGCUGUGGAAGCUAAGAUCAGUGCGUCACGAAGUUGGGAGGUUCUUCGACUAGGACGGCUUGUGCAGAGAAUCGUCAAUGUAGCACGCCAGUUCGAGACGGCUCUGUCAGACUCGGGUCUUGGAAGCUCGAGGGCUGGCAAAGAGGAUCAUAGGGCGCUUCUGCGGGCAUGUACCAUACUUCUAUCCUUCAAGGAGCUAAUAGGCGGACCGGAUGGCGUCGACCUCAGCCGCAUCAAUUUGGUGCGAAGUCUUCGAGGACGAGUGUUCGAAGACGGUGAGGCGCGCCUACUAGACUACGCCAGGCGAACAGUCCGCGAAUUCUCCGUCAGCAGCCUCAUCGGCCCAUCGGCUGCCAGCACCACUUUCAAGGAUGCUGAAGACAAUCGUUCCCGUUUCACAAGCGCAGCGCAUAUGCUGUAUGUGCUCAGUCCAGCACCGAGAAUAGAUGGCAAGGCAAUGCGAAAAGCGGACUUCGAACCUGAAUACCUCCUCCGAGCAUUACAGAGCUAUCUACAGUCCGCGAUAACUUCGAGCUCGGCAGCGAUUGGCCGUGCGCUGGCUCAGCUUCCGACUUUAGAGAAGACGACUAUCGAGGUCAGCGCACGAUGUCAGAACAUUGUUGCUUUAGAGGCACUAUUGCAGAGUAUCCAGGCUCCGGAGCAUCCCUUGCUUCAGAAGGAGCUGGAGCAGAAAGAGCAGGCAGCUGAAGAUGAUGAUGAGGACCACCUCAGCUUCGAAGACGGACGAGAAGGAAGCGACAAUCUUCUGACGCCACUCCUGACCUCCUUAGACACAGCAUCUCUUCCAUCGUAUUUCUGGCGAUCGCUAGCAGCAUCUCUCGGGACACGAGUACAGGAAAUUCUGAACCGAGGAGGAAUCUCGGCGCGGACACUGCGAAGUCAAAGGGAUACUGUCAGGUCCGAGAUCCGGGAAUGCGUCUUGCGAGGAUCAAAGAUGCCGGCGAGCGUUCUUGGUGGGACGGGUAGCCAAGAGUCCAUCGUCGGGAAUUGGGAGCGCGAGGCUGCUGUCAUGGUGGGUGCUGUCAUGGGGCCCUUGGACGGUGAUGGACGAUACAGUCAGUGA
Molecule: messenger RNA, 1437 nt
Organism: Cyphellophora attinorum
Lineage: Eukaryota; Fungi; Ascomycota; Eurotiomycetes; Chaetothyriales; Cyphellophoraceae
Exons: 1
Coding region: 1-1437 (478 amino acids)
Biological process (GO): intra-Golgi vesicle-mediated transport
Cellular component (GO): COG complex
Source: RefSeq, a predicted model, not a curated record